UCGCUUUCCCCAAUGGCUCUUCCUGGAGCACAAUCGCUCUCCUACCAGUGGCAGAAAGCACACCAAGGAUCUUGGGAGCGGGUCUUGGAUGAAUGUGAGAUGUUCUAUAGGGUAGCUGCUAAGAACAAACAAGGUGGCUUCCCUGUCACUGGCUAUGCCUCCUUUGUGUCGUCUCUCGCUCAAACGACGAUAGUCGACGAACGCCGAGUUGAGACUAGCCUACGGAAAGCAUGGAGAAUGCUUCGAUGCAUGCAUCCAAGCUUGGGCUCUCAUAUGGAGUCUUAUGGUCAGAGUGGUGAAUUUGAGAAAAGGGUGUAUAGUCCGUUUCGAGAUGGAGCAGAGGAAGAGGAGUGGGUGCAGUCAACCUUCCGGGUUGUUGAUUGCGAUGGAGACAUACUCGAGUCGUUCAACAAUGGCAUGCCUCUCUCGAAAGUCCCGAAUAUCUACCUCUUGAAUAUCGCAGAAACAGAUCGUACCAUUCACACUGUAUUCUUACAAUGUCCCCACGAUGUCACAGACGGAAUUGGCAUACUUCAAUUAGUUGACCAGUUGUUCAGAAAUGCGGCUAUUGCGGACGAACAAGGAUCCCAUUAUGUCAUUCCAGCAUACGAUGAAGAGUGGAAAAGACUAUCUCCUUCUUUACGCGCUGCUGCUGCGAUUCCUGAGCCCUCAUCAGCUCUGCUGGAACGUUUCGGAGAAGUCCAAGCACAAAAUGCAAACGUCUACACGCAUCCCCAGCUUCUUGGUCUUCGUCCCAGCGUGACUACCACGCCAUCGAUCACUCAUAGAAUCCAGCGCGUUGCCAUCUCUACUUCUCGACCGACCACUGAGCGUAUUCUUUCCCGCUGCAAGUCCGUCGCUCCAGGCGUUAAUAUAACACACAUAUUCACAUGUGCAUUAGCUUUGACACUGUCUAAGCUCCAGCCUCAUCCCAAAGAGACGUGCUCGGCUCGAUACGUCAGCCACAGUAUGAUCAACCUCCGUCCAUACUGUCACUUUCCGUGGAAUGGGCCUGAACAUGCAGCAGCUGCAUACCAUACCGUCUCUGCGCAAGCACUAGGCAUAGACGUUACGAUACCUGGUUCGGAUGAUACAGAUGAAGAGCUCAACAUCGUCGACGAAUUCCAUCGGAUCGCAGUCGAAGUGCGAGAUUUCUACAAAACAAUACGCCCAAAACGCCCCUCUCCCGACGACGACAAUACUGACGAACAAGUCGCUCUAACUCCUCUAUCAUUCAAAGCACUCACUCCACCACCAUCUGAUCCCUCUCACACCUCUCCACCAAUCUCUGAAACCACUUUCUGCCCUGUCUCCAUGUCCUCUAUAGGAAAUAUAGCAACACUAGUCGGAGGGAAACAUGGUCCGUUUGAAUUGAGGAAUGUGUGGGCGGCUAGCGAACCUAUCGGGGCCGGCGUGGCAUUGUUUUUGGGGUGUUGGGAUGGGAGGGUGGAAUUGGCUGCGACUUUUGAUAGGGGUGUUCACGAGGAUGUGUAUUUGAGGGGUUUUUUGGAGAAAAUCGUGAGGUUUGUUUGUGUGGGUUUCGAGAUUGAGGAGUCGUAG
Messenger RNA from Periconia digitata, 1560 nucleotides. Lineage: Eukaryota; Fungi; Ascomycota; Dothideomycetes; Pleosporales; Periconiaceae. The record is from the annotation of a GenBank genome assembly.